Messenger RNA from Dentiscutata erythropus, 150 nucleotides. Lineage: Eukaryota; Fungi; Glomeromycota; Glomeromycetes; Diversisporales; Gigasporaceae. The record is from the annotation of a GenBank genome assembly.
AUGGAUUUAGUUGAGCUUAGAAUUAAAAAAUAUCAACAACAAACUGAACUUACAAAUGAUUCAAUUUCAAUUAAAGAAAAUCUUAAUAGCGAUAGUAAUCAUAAAGAAAGUGCUAAUAAAUUGUUUGAAGACUUAUUUGGUCAUAAAUAG